Molecule: messenger RNA, 1209 nt
Organism: Sporisorium graminicola
Lineage: Eukaryota; Fungi; Basidiomycota; Ustilaginomycetes; Ustilaginales; Ustilaginaceae
Exons: 1
Coding region: 1-1209 (402 amino acids)
Biological process (GO): peptidyl-serine phosphorylation
Cellular component (GO): cAMP-dependent protein kinase complex; nucleus
Molecular function (GO): cAMP-dependent protein kinase activity; ATP binding
Source: RefSeq, a predicted model, not a curated record
AUGUCGGCCGCACCCGCUGCCAACACCGACUAUUCGGCCACACACGAAGCUGCCGUUGCAGCAGCUGCAGCCGCCGCCGCUUCUUCAUCACAUGCCCAAGCUGCGCCCGUCGAUGCAAAACAGCAGCAGCAGUCCGGCGGCGCCACGCCGGUGCCCACCCAUGUCGCCAGCGCUAACUCAGCAGGCACCUACAGCUCUGCCUCGCUGCCCCUCGCCAUCGCCGCCCAGCAGCGCAAGCUGAGCGGUCGAUACGCGCUCUCUGAUUUCGCCGUCGAGCGCACGCUGGGAACGGGUAGUUUCGGUCGUGUCCACCUGGUGCGUUCGCGCCACAAUCACCGCUUCUACGCCAUCAAGGUGCUGCGCAAGGAGCAGGUGGUCAAGAUGAAGCAGGUCGAACACACAAACUCUGAAAGAGCGAUUCUCUCGAUUGUCCGACAUCCCUUCCUCGUCAACCUCUGGGGCACAUUCAAAGACUCGACCUUCUUGUAUAUGGUCAUGGACUAUGUUCCCGGCGGAGAGCUCUUUACGCUGCUGCGCAAAUCUCAGCGUUUCCCGCACCCCGUCGCCAAGUUCUACGCUGCAGAGGUCGCGCUGGCCAUCGACUAUCUCCACCAGAACAACAUCAUCUACCGCGAUCUCAAACCCGAGAACAUCCUGCUUAGCGCUGACGGACACCUCAAGAUCACCGACUUUGGUUUCGCCAAGUACGUUCCCGACGUCACAUGGACCUUGUGUGGUACACCGGACUACCUCGCACCCGAGAUCGUCAGCAGCAAGGGCUACAACAAGAGUGUUGACUGGUGGGCGUUGGGGGUGCUGCUGUACGAGAUGCUGGCCGGCCAUCCGCCGUUCUUCACCGAGGACGGCAACCCGAUCAAGCUGUACGAGAAGAUCAUCGCGUGCAAGGUCCGGUAUCCGCCCUACUUUGAGACGGGCGUCAAGGAUUUACUCAAGAACCUGCUGACUGCCGACUUGAGUAAGCGGUACGGAAACCUGCAUCGCGGCAGCAAGGACAUCUUUGGGCACAUGUGGUUUGCAGAGGUUGACUGGGAUCGGCUGUACAGGCGCGAGAUCCCGGCGCCGUACUUGCCGACAGUCACCGCGGACGGCGACUCGAGUCAGUUCGAAAGGUACCCGGAGAACGACGUGUCCGAGUACAGUCGGACUGAUCUGCCGGAUAGCUUGGGUCACCUGUUCCCGGACUUUUGA